This is a messenger RNA of Drosophila eugracilis, 2502 nucleotides long. RefSeq names its product transient receptor potential cation channel protein painless-like. Gene Ontology annotation, biological process: transmembrane transport; monoatomic ion transport. The transcript is spliced from 3 exons. Lineage: Eukaryota; Metazoa; Arthropoda; Insecta; Diptera; Drosophilidae. Bases 1 to 2502 code for a protein of 833 amino acids. Gene Ontology annotation, molecular function: monoatomic ion channel activity; protein binding. The record is from RefSeq and is a predicted model, not a curated record. Gene Ontology annotation, cellular component: membrane.
AUGCAUUUAAAACGAGCUUCCUAUAUCGAUCCUCAGUCCCAGCUGAUUUUGUCUUUGGCCAAUCAAGAUAUUCAGCGGUUUGUCGCUGCUUUGAAAGGCGGGGCCAGGGCUGAUCAGCAGAUCGGGCUUAUGAUGAACAUCUACGAGAAGGCGCUAUCCACUCCAGGUUGCCGGAGUUUUAUAAGGGCGUGCAUCGAUCACGGUUGUAAGGUCAACUAUUAUAAUACGCGUUUGAUGAAAACCGCAGUCAGCUUUGCCGCCGAUUCAAUAGACCCCGGAAAUCUCGAAGCGCUUCUUGCUUUCAGUCCCGAAGGAAAAUCUCAGGUGGACAUAAAGUAUGAAUACCUCACCCCACUUAACUCUCUGGCCGAUAAUCUCACGGAAGACAACGCUUCGGCGGUUUUAUCCUGCAUGCGAUUCUUGCUCGAAUGCGGUGCCUCUCCGAACAUCGUCGACUUACGAAAUUUAACGCCUUUGCAUAAAGUGCUUCGAAAAAAGGUUAAGGCAGAGAGGCUGGAGCUGGUCAAGCUCUUCCUCGCCCAGCCAGACAUAGAUAUCGAUAGCUUCCACUGGGGAAAUGUGCGACGUCUACUGAAGGCGGAGUUUCCGGAGCUGCGAUUGCCGGAAAACCGCAAAAGUAAGAUGGAGCUGGAUAUAAAAAGCCUUCUACUUACUCUAGAAGAUGGAGAUGAUGACCUGUUUGAGCAGCAAUUUGCCGUGUACAAGAGCAUGCCAGGCAAUCUACUGAAAACUGACGAUUGGGAGUACAUUAACCUACUGAAGGAUUGUAUUCGUUUGGGAAGGCAGAGGGCUCUUGAAACGAUCCUUUCUUCUGGCGUUAAUAUCAAUUAUCGGACGAUAACCGGCAACACAACUCUCUUUGGGGUGGCCUUACACUGGGGCAACUCUAUGGCCCUGAAAAUCCUUCUAGCGACGCUUAAAGUUGAGCUUGGUUCAAGCUCACUCUUACUACGCGUGGCGAUCGAUCGCCUAGACGAUAAACCCAUUAAUGGUUUUAAUCAUCAACGUUGUUUUUUGUAUCUAUUAAAAUCCGAUCUCGUGAGCAUCAACGAGACCUAUGAUGAUGAUCAAGGGCCGCUAGCAUAUGCGGUGAAAGUUCGGAACACAUUUGCUAUGAAGGAACUUCUAAAGCAUGGUGCCUACAUUGGGUCUCUGAAUAGGUAUGAAACCCUGCCCAUCAAAGACAUGCUGCCUGAGGUGCUCGAAGAGCACUUUGACUCCUGCAUCACCACGAAUGGAAAUAGUCGUGGUGAAAAGGAUUUCGGGAUCACCAUCGAAUACAAAAACCUAAUACCUGUCGGUGUUGAGGUGCAAGACGAAAUGUCCCCCAUCACCUUUAUCGCCCAGUCGGAGGAGAUGCGUCACCUGCUGCAGCACCCGGUAAUCUCGACCUUCCUCUUCCUAAAGUGGCGCCGCCUUUGCGUGGGUUUUUACCUAAAUUUUAUAUUAAGUACGGUCUUUACCUUCUUCAUUAUCAUCCACACGCUCCUUAGACUCUACGACAGCGAGUACACAGCUUUCUUCGCAGUUUGCAAAUACCUUUCCUAUGUGGGAAUAGGCUAUCUAUUUAUUCGGGAGGCUAUCCAGUUCAUGAUUUCUCGAUUUCGGUAUGUUAAGUCCAUAACAAACCUUUUGGAGUGCUCUCUUAUAGUAUUGUCGAUCCUGACCUGCAUUAAAUUCAAUGACAAGGAGACAGAGCGCACCGUAGCCGCUUAUACCAUUCUAUUGGUCAGCGUAGAUUUCUGCCUGUUGGUGGGGUCCUUGCCAGUGCUCUCCAUUUCGACGCACAUGCUUAUGUUACGCGAAGUCUCAAUGAACUUUCUUAAAAGUUUUUCCUUCUACUCGAUCUUUGUGAUCACUUUUAGUCUCUGUUUCUUUAUUAUUUUUGGAAAAUUGCCAGAGAAAAAGGAUAGACUAGCAGGUACCACGAUAUCUCCGGAGACCACUGAAAGUACAUCUUCGUUUUUGGAAGAAGAAAACAAACAGGACUUCGACUUCACCAACAUAUUCGUGGCCCUAAUCAAAACCAUUGUAAUGAUGACAGGCGAGCUUAAUGCCGGGGACAUAACCUUCACUAGUGUCUACUCGUACUUGUUCUUGGUGAUCUUUAUUAUGUUCAUAACGAUAGUGUUACUCAAUCUGUUGAACGGUCUGGCCGUGAACGAUACCCAGAAUAUUAAAAUGCAAGCCGAACUGAACGGUGAAAUUUGCCGUGUCAACCUGGUAAGUCGAUACGAACAGGUGCUAAACAGUGGUGGACGACCUGGGCUUUUCAAUAGCCAUCAAACAUUUCGGAAUAUCUGCCGACUGCUAAAAAUCUUUCCCAACUGCCUAACCCCACGCUAUAUUUGCAUUAAGCCGAAUGAUGACCGCAAGGUUUAUGCCUAUAUGCCCUGGAGCCACUAUACUAUUGUGGGAUCACGCUUAAUGAAAAAUUAUCAAGAGUUCCGGAACGGACGGUUAAGAUGGCCCUCGCCGUGA